Babesia bovis T2Bo is the source of this 2176-nucleotide messenger RNA. Its product is annotated as DEAD/DEAH box helicase family protein. The transcript is spliced from 4 exons. Gene Ontology annotation, molecular function: ATP binding; nucleic acid binding. The coding region runs from base 101 to 2146 and encodes 681 amino acids. Lineage: Eukaryota; Apicomplexa; Aconoidasida; Piroplasmida; Babesiidae. Gene Ontology annotation, biological process: ribosome biogenesis. Gene Ontology annotation, cellular component: nucleus. The record is from RefSeq and is a predicted model, not a curated record.
UUUCUAUGGCGUAUUAGUACUGUUGUUAUACCCCUAAAACAAGCUUCAGAUGCUAGUCGUACUAUUUAAUUAUUGUUGAAUUUCAUUUGCAAUAGUAGCCAUGAGGGUGUUUGAAGGCCAUUCUCGAUACAAUUUAACACUUUUACGUCUAUAUUCAGCUAUAGAAUCGCAGAAUAACGAAGAUUUAACGAAUGAGAGUGGUAGCAUAGCUCCACCGCAGCAAGAUGCUGUUAGCAACCCAGAUCCAUCUCUAUUUGCUGGUUCAUUCGAUACAAUCGCAAACGUCUUAAGUGAUCGUGUAAUCCGAUCAUUGAAAUCUUCUGGAUUUGAGCACAUGACUCACAUCCAAUACAGAGCCAUACCUAAAAUUAUAAACGGUGCUGAUGUCCUUAUCCGUAGCGCCACAGGAUCUGGUAAGACUCUUACCUUCCUGGUGCCUGCAUUGCAGCGGCUUGUCUGUCCUAAGAAUGGAGUUAAGAUAACUCGAGAAGAUGGCACUCGUGUCAUGAUAAUAUGUCCCACUAGGGAGCUAUCAAUACAGACCCAGGCUACCAUGGCUACUUUAUCACGGCCCUUUCCCUGGAUAGUAGUCGCUGCCAUCAAAGGUGGAGAUAGCCGGAAAUCUGAGAAGGCGCAAAUCCGUAAGGGUAUAACAGUACUCGUAGGAACUCCAGGACGUGUGCUAGAUCAUUGUGAUAGCACUGCGUCAUUCAAUGUCUCGAAUAUAGAGUUAUUCGUGUUGGAUGAGGCCGAUCGUUUGUUGGAUAUGGGCUUUGAAACCAAGAUACGCGCCAUAUACAAAUUCUUAUGCACUCACAGCGAGGAAAGUGGCACCUUCGACGUUCAAACAGUAAUGACGUCAGCAACUUUGACGGAUGCAGUGCAACAGUUGGCUGACUUCUGUUUGCGCAACCGGAGAGAGACUAUCGGUAUCGAGGACGAUAUCUUGGCGUUACCCGCUACACUAACACAUGAGUACGUACUGAUUGAGCCCAAGGACAAGUUCGUAGCGCUGGUGUCCCUGUUAUUGAAGUAUUUAUCCAAUGAUGAAAAGGUGCUUAUUUUUGUGGCCAACUGCCAAUCGGUGGUGUUCUAUCACAGGUUACUCAUGACAUUGACGUGGCCUACUAUCGGUGGUCAAAACAAAUCGAACAUGCCUACUGAUUCCAAGAAGUACCAGAAGCUCCUGGGUCAUAAUGAUGCUAUAGAUGAUUACAUGUUAACUAAAGGGAAUGAAUCAAUGUCAUUCAGGUCAGUAUCUGACGAACGUAGGCGCGGGCCCUUGAUAUUUGACAAGGUACCUAUAUUAAUGUUACACGGCAGCAUGAGCGGAACCGACAGAACCGGUUACGUCAACGACUUCAUGAGCAGCGAUCGAGCUGUCAUGAUAUCAACUGAUGUGGCCUCACGGGGCCUGAAUCUAUCAAAGGUUAAACGGGUUAUUCAGUAUGACCCGCCACAACAACUAGAGGAGUACAUACACAGAUCAGGUAGAACUGCGCGACUUGGGGGCACUGGCCACGCAAUCCUACUGCUUAUGCGCCACGAGGCACAAUUUAUCAAUGCCCUGAGAAAACGUGGUGUAUGCGUCAAGGAAAUAAUGGAAGGUGUAGUUUGGUCGUAUAUAGAGCAGACCUAUGUCCCCAAGCACUUACGCACUUUUAAAGGGUACAACAUUAACUUCUUGCGGAAUUGCUUCUGCGACAUCGUGGCAGGGGAUCAUGAUUUACUUAUAUCGGGACAGGGUGCGUUCAGGUCGUCGGUACAAUCGUACAAGACAUACUCGCGCGAUUUGAGGCGAAUAUUCGACUUCAAGAAACUGCAUCUGGGCCACUAUGCUACGUCAUUCUGUCUUAAGCAGAAACCUAGUGAGAUAUUGUUUGACCCGCGGCAUGCUGCUAAUGAAAGUGCUACGUCCCAACCAAACAAAAGACGAUUGGGUACAACAUCCAGUAAAUCUGACAAACGACCGCGAUCAAAGGAUCAUGACAGGGGCCGUUUGCAAAAGAAAUCUGUUGAGAAAAGACCAAAGCCGCAAACUGACCGAAGACCAAAGGCUGCCUCACUUAGCAGUGCCGCCACAGAAACUGUCAACAAGGCACUGGAAAUAUUAAAAUCGCGCAACCAAGUGCUGACGAAGCGCUGAUGCUCCUGCGCACUGUUCCUGGUGGUAGAC